UAAUUCUUAAUUAUUUAAUUAUUUAUCGUAUUUCGUAUAAAAAUUUAUAUAUAAAUAUCAUAAAUAUUUAGAAAAAAAUAGAACAAAUGUGUAUAUGUGUGAAUUGAGAUUGUGCGUGAUUUAAAAAAAAAUAAACAAACCCGACCGCCAACAUAACCCCCAAUACGUGGGGGUUAUCCAUGGAUAGAAAAACCAUAUAUGUGUCUCCAGCAAGUCGAGGAUAUUUUUUCCAGCUCUAUUUAUUUGUACCCUGAUUCCAGGAAAGUAUUUUUUCUUGGGGGACAUAUCACAUAUCACGAAUUUGCCGAUUUUGGGUGCAGUAGAAUGAAUUCGGAAGUAUUGGCAAUACGCGAUGUCGAUUUGGAAGAUGGCGAGCUUUCGGAUAGCUCGGAUGAAGUAUAUAUACCACUUCAACGCCCAGUAUUGACCAAAACAGCUCCAACAACACCUACUCCCGCCUCCAAUAACUAUGCGACUAAUUUGAACAAAAUGGAUGAUGACUGUCAGGGAGGUGAUAAUUUUAGUAAAGCAACAAACGAUGAAGAAUGUCAAAGCGAUAGCUCAAGUUCAUCAUCCUCAGAUGAUUCUUCAGACAAUUGCUUGACAAAGGUGAAAAAAGAAAAGAAGAGUCGCCCAAAAAAGCACAUAAAACGCACCGUAAUGGUACGAAUUAAUGCCACGGCUGAAGACGGCACGGAACAAAAGAGAUCGCGAUUUAAGAAGUAUGACAUUUGGACAGCUGCUUUACAGGAAGAUGCCUUAACAGAAAACAUGCGGGGUUGCGACGUGACCCAGAAUGGUUUUGGUGAUCGCAAUGUUGAAAGUUAUGACUUCUCACUGCACUACCGUCUUUACGGAGGUAACAGCCUUAAACGUCGCCUUUCCGGAGAUGAAGACACGACGGACAAUGAGCAACAACAACCACAAAAUAAACGUCAACGGCCAUCGAGUCGUGGCGAAUGUAAUAGUCGAUCAUCUUCAAAACAAUCUGUACACCAACGAUUAGGUAAAAAAAGAAACGUUCGAGACAGCCGAUAUUCUUCAACGAAUAGCUCUGAUUCGUCUUAUGAACCACGCCUCAUUGAAGAUCUUGAAGAGAUAGAGGAUCGUAGCGCAGUAGAAGUGGCCCGUGAAAUGGCCAAAAAAUUGCACGAAGGAAAGGAUGACUUAAUAGUUAGGAUUGUGGAAGUAUUAGGUCUUGAAUUGCCCUUAAAAAUAUUUAAGGAAACUCAGCGCAUUGAAGCCGAUGGCGGAAUGACCAUAAAGAAUGGCCAGAGGCGUCGCACGCCAGGCGGUGUAUUUCUAUUUCUAAUCAAACACAAUGAAACCUUAAGUGCCGAUGAUCAAAAAGCCAUCUUCUCAGAAGAUCGAACAAAUGCCAAUAAAAAACACAAAGACAUGAAAUCAUUAAUGCGUGAGCGUAAAGUGGAAGAGUUGAAAAAACGCCUCAGUGAACAAGGGGCAGAAUUGAAUGCACCAUUGUGCACACGCAAAGAUCUAAUAUUAAUGGGCGAUGAAGCUCUGAAAGAACAACAAAAAGGCAAUCUGUCUAAUCCCCCACCAUCUCCAGAAGCAGCGGAACAAAGUCCCGAAUAUAAAUCCCUACCCAUAAAUGUGGUAAGCAAUGAAAAUGUGGAGCCAACGGAAAAACCGUCGACUUCUCGCGGUGGUGCUGCUGCAUCUGUUGAAGAAUUUAAAACCUAUGAAGAUGAUUUUCUGGACGUACAUUGUGGAGACAUGGAUUUCUUUUGAAAAAAAAAAAAAAAAAACAUUACCUAUGUGUACUUAGAUAAUUUUCUAUAUAUAUUGUAUAGCUAUAUAAAUGUUUAUUUUCAAUAGUAGAUAUCACAUGAGGUGAAACGUGUAAAAAUAAAAAAGAAGCAUAACAAACAAUUUGUUAACACAAA
Messenger RNA from Musca domestica (house fly), 1907 nucleotides. Its product is annotated as phosphorylated adapter RNA export protein-like. Gene Ontology annotation, biological process: snRNA export from nucleus. Lineage: Eukaryota; Metazoa; Arthropoda; Insecta; Diptera; Muscidae. The coding region runs from base 199 to 1752 and encodes 517 amino acids. The record is from RefSeq and is a predicted model, not a curated record. The transcript is spliced from 5 exons. Gene Ontology annotation, cellular component: nucleus.